Aspergillus pseudotamarii is the source of this 1452-nucleotide messenger RNA. RefSeq names its product F-box protein. Lineage: Eukaryota; Fungi; Ascomycota; Eurotiomycetes; Eurotiales; Aspergillaceae. The record is from RefSeq and is a predicted model, not a curated record. Gene Ontology annotation, molecular function: protein binding. Bases 1 to 1452 code for a protein of 483 amino acids. The transcript has a single exon.
AUGUUCCCUUCAUUGCCUGUUGAUUGUUGGAUAGCCAUCACGGACUUUUUAAAGCCGGGUGACAUCGUGUCAGUUUCUGCAGUAUGCAGAGACCUCCAUUUAUCUCUUCGUCCCUUGGUUUAUAAUAGGGUCUCUUGGGAAUGGGAAACAGUGCCUGUUGAACGCAUCCUGCAACUGCUGCGAACGGUCCUGCAGAAUCCAAAACUAGCCCUGUUAAUACAUCAUAUCACUAUUAUGUCUCCACCAAGAAACGCCCUUCUGCACGACUGGAAUAAAGCCAAUGUGAAACCCGAUUCUAUGAAGGACGCGACCGUUGGCUUUGAGGAAGUAGUGGAGCUUGCACAGACACUGGUUCAGAAAGCCGAAUUUCCGGACGCAUCAAAGUGGAAUGAAGCUCUUGAAAAUGGCAAUGCUUAUGCCUUUGUCGCUAUUUUGCUCUCCCAGUUACACAAUUUAAAAUCUCUUCGACUUGACUAUUCCUUUGUCUGGAAGCUGGGAUUUCCAGGGCUAAUGAUGAAACAUGCCCUUUUCUCCGCCCCAGAAGGCCUGCUAUCAAGAUUUACCCACCUUAGCAUAGUGGAUUAUGGCAGCAAUGUGCCCAUCUCUGAGGAGUUUGACGGUCUAUAUAAUGACUUUGAAACCACAGCUGGCUACCCUCUGUGUGAUCCUGACCAGUUUAUGGCAUGGUUUUACCUACCAGCUAUUCAAUCCUUAUCAAUCUGGCUACGGAGUUUUAAGGGUGUUGUUGCUGAUUAUAACAGCCAGCAGGCUAAUCUCAGCCAACUGCAGACACUUGUUCUUGCUCGUACAACAAUUACAGAUGAUGAAGUACAAGAUCUACUGUCCCAAAUGGCCUCUCUGAAAAUGCUCCAUUUAGGCCUAGCAUAUAGAUGGCAUGAUGAGGUAAUCCUGGAAGUUCCAGAUUUUAUCAUUGAAGGUCUGGAGUCUGUUAGUCAGACUGUGGAAACACUAUCCUUAGGGCUAGAGUAUUAUCCAUACAAUGAGGGGUACUAUUCUUUUGAUUGCCAAGAUGAAUACUCAAGAGAGCAAUUCCAAGGGUUUUUACAGAAAUUUCCCUGUCUACGCUCUGCAGAGGUCCCGAUUACCCUCCUGGCAGGAAUGAAUACGGACAAUAUUGUUAAUAUUGGUAGCUCCUUGCCACCUACACUGGAAGAGCUAUGUCUUCAGUGGGACUGUGAAGAAGUGCUUAGGGGGUUGUCGGAGUCGGAGUUUAAUGACUGUGUGUGGCAUUUGCUGGAUGACCUGCACUCUCACUCCCCUAACCUUAAGCGGGUCAUAAUCCGGCAGAUGGUGUGCUCUUCAGCUGCAAGGGAGAACCGCAUGAAAGAGCAUGCAAAGCUACAGGUAGCAUAUGCUCAGGCUGGAAUUGAGCUUCAGGCAGUCUUUGACUAUCUAUCUCCCGGCCUGUGGACACAAGAAUGCUAUAUGUGA